Molecule: messenger RNA, 1014 nt
Organism: Moneuplotes crassus
Lineage: Eukaryota; Ciliophora; Spirotrichea; Euplotida; Euplotidae
Source: the annotation of a GenBank genome assembly
AUUUAACUAAGAAUGGCCAAAGAAAAGUUGCCUCCUCCAGAAAGUGUUGAUGAUCUUAAAGGAUGGGACAAGAUUAGGAACCAAAUAAUCAAUCACUACCUUGUUGUCCCAACCUUCUUAUGAUCAAUUAUUUAUCUUCUCUGAGUCUUCCUCGUACUCUUUGCAUUUGGGAUCGCUGCCUUAGCUUCUGCAACAGGAAAUUCAGACUAUGAGCAAAGAUAUGAUGGCAUAUGCCAGCCUUCUGUAGAUAAGGGUGAGGACUGCACAUUUACCUUGAAACUCGACACUACCUUAGAUUCCCCAAACAUCUAUUACAAAAUUGGAAAUUUCUAUGCAAACCACAGGAAAUUUGUUAAGUCAAGAAGCUAUACUCAGCUCAGAGGUGAAGGUGUCUCAAAAGGAGAUGUCAAAGAAUUUUGUGACCCAAUCAUGGAGAAUGAUGACAUCCCUGUCUCCCUCUCUUAUGCAGGAAACACUCUUAAUUCUACUGAUCUAGCUGCUCCUUGUGGGCUGAUAGGGAAAUACAGAUUUACAGAUGUCUUUGAAAUCUCAGGAGGUCCCAGUAAUGUUAAAAUCUCUAUGGGCGGCAUUGCUCACUCUAAUGACAAGAAACUCAAGUUUAAAAAUAAUGGAAAGGGUGAACAAAUCCAAUGGCUUGAUUUCACCAAAGAAAGACUUAUGGUUUGGUACCAAAUGGAGUCAUUCCCUGAUUUUAUGAAAAUGUAUGGAAAAAUCUCUGGAAAAAUGUCUAAAGGAAAUUAUACAGUUACUGUGAGUGAUCAGUGGAAUACGAAGUCAUUUAAGACAGAGAAGUAUAUCUACCUCAGCACAGUAAACGGACUUGGAGGGACCAAUGUCUUUCUCGGAGUUGUUUUCAUUGUUCUCUCCUUUGUCGUCCUUAUGCUCAUUCUAACCCUAGUAAUCCUAGAGUUUUCAAGAGGAAGCAAAGUCAAAGAAAUUGCUGAAUAAAUCACCUUCAGAUAAUCCUAAAUGAUAAUCAAGUUUUCAAUACUU